GUGACCUUGUGCUCCAGCUGGACAGGGCUGAGGAAGGGGCUUACGGAGCUCCAGCUCCGGGAAGGAAUGGGGUCAGUUUGCCCCUCAGGCACUCUGGCCUUCGUCUCUGACUUCAUGUUUGGCUCAGUGGGGUGAUUCAGGGGUGACUCAAGGGCAUCCUGCACACCCCCCAGCUUCCUUGGAAAUGGCAGGGGUGCGGUGCCGCAUAUCCUGGCCAUGGUGCCCACGGGAACGGGAAGGAUCCAGCAAGGAGGGGCAUUUUAUGCCCCCACCCCCAAUGUGGUCAAGGGUGCUGGGUCUCUGAACUAUCAGGGGAGGGGAGGCUGUCUACUUCAUUUCUGCCUCAGUGCAGCUGGGCCUUGCAGUCUGGCCCCAGGCCAGCAGCAUAGUAGCAGGCUCAGCAAGUCCUAGGGGCGUGGCGCCAGCCUGCGGUGGAGCCAACCUACACCGGCUGGGCCAGCAGCAGCAGGGCUGCACAGUCCACCAGGCGCCGCACUUGUGGCUCAAGCCUGGAUGGGGAGUGCGGCCAUGAGCUCCCUGCUCUACUACGCCCUGCCUGCCCUGGGCAGCUACAUCCUGCUCUCCAUCUUCUUCCUGCGCCGGCCUCGCCUGCUGCACACACCCUGCCCUCCAGCCUUCCGUCCCCACCUGGCAGCCCACCGGGGAGGGUCUGGAGAGCGGCUGGAGAACACCAUGGAAGCCAUAGAGAACUCCAUGGCUCAAGGAGCAGAGCUCCUGGAACUGGACUGCCAGCUGACCCGGGACGGUGUGGUGGUGGUGUCACACGACGAGAACCUGUCCCGCCAGUCAGGGCUGAACAGGGAUGUGGGCAGCCUGGACUUUGAGGAGCUGCCCCUAUACAAGGAAGAGCUGGAGGUUUACUUCUCACCAGGCCACUUUGCCCACGGGUCAGACCGGCGCAUGGUGCGCCUGGAGGACCUGUUCCGGAGGUUCCCGCAGAUGCCCAUGAGCGUGGAGGUCAAGUCGAACAAUGAGGAGCUCAUUCACAAGAUAGCAGGCCUGGUGAGGCAAUUCGAUCGAAGCAAGAUCACCAUCUGGGCCUCAGAGAAGAACUCAGUCAUGAAGAAGUGCAAGGUCGCUAACCCAGAGAUGCCACUGUCCUUUACGAUAUCCCGGUCUUUCUGGGUGCUGCUGCUCUAUUACAUGGGGCUGCUGCCCUUCGUCCGCAUCCCCGAGAAGUUCUUCUUGUGCUUCCUGCCCACCAUCAUCAACAGGACCUACUUCCCAUUCUCCUGCUCCGGAAUGAACCGCCUGGCAGCUGUGGUUACCAAAUGGGCCAUCAUGAGGAAAAGUCUGAUCCGGCACUUGGAGGAGCGAGGGGUGCAGGUGGUAUUCUGGUGCCUCAAUGAAGAGUCGGAUUUUGAAGCAGCCUUCAACCUGGGGGCUACCGGUGUCAUGACUGAUUACCCAACAGCCCUGAGACAGUACCUGGAUGCCCACGGACAUGUGACCACCCAGGCCUCCUAAGUCUGCGGCUUCUCUGUUUUCCUUCCUGAAAAAUAAAUACUUUCU
This is a messenger RNA of Octodon degus (degu), 1533 nucleotides long. It is a transcript of the gene Gdpd3, whose product is annotated as glycerophosphodiester phosphodiesterase domain containing 3. Gene Ontology annotation, molecular function: phosphoric diester hydrolase activity; phosphatidylcholine lysophospholipase A1 activity. Gene Ontology annotation, cellular component: endoplasmic reticulum membrane. The transcript is spliced from 10 exons. NCBI's taxonomy places the organism in Eukaryota, Metazoa, Chordata, Mammalia, Rodentia, Octodontidae. The record is from RefSeq and is a predicted model, not a curated record. Gene Ontology annotation, biological process: glycerophospholipid catabolic process. The coding region runs from base 514 to 1488 and encodes 324 amino acids.